CCUCUGCAACUCAGACACCCUGGACUGGUCUGAGGAACUGAUCUGGAGGACCGCUGGACCCGAAUGUGGACCCUUAUCCUGUUUAUUCGCAGUUUUUGACCCAAUCAGAAGUGCGGUGAUUUCAUUUAAGUGCGGUGGGUUUCAUUUAUGGUUCAGUAGAAGUAUAGCCCCCCCACCCCUGUGCGCAAUGAGUGAGUGCGGCUGCAGCUGUGCGUCAUACCUGCGGAGGUGGCUGCUCAGGGUUCUGUUGUUCUUGGCUGCGGUGCUGCCGACGAGUGGAAGCUGCCCCAAAUCAUGCGCCUGCUCUGCUCCCACCGAAGUGCACUGCACCUUCAGAUACCUGACCGCAGUACCUGACCACAUCCAGCCGCCUGUGGAACGAAUUAACCUGGGGUACAACAGUAUAACUGUCUUGAGAGAAAAUGAUCUGUCAGGGCUUGAGAACUUAGAGCUAUUGAUGCUGCACAGCAACACCAUCCACACUAUUGAAGACAGAGCCUUCCGAGACCUAAAAUCCUUACAGGUCCUGAAGAUGUCGUACAAUAAAGUAAAGGAACUCAACAAAGACACCCUCAAAGGCCUGGAGAGUCUAUUAAGGCUCCACAUGGACCACAACCACCUUGAGUUCAUCAGUCCAGAGGCUUUCUAUGGUUUGACCAAUCUCCAGUUGGUUCAUCUGGAGGGAAACUACCUCCAGCAGGUUCACCCAGACACAUUCAUCACGCUGAGGCACAGCCAGCUGUUCAAGGUGUCCUCAGUGAGAAACAUCCACCUGUCAGACAACCUCCUCACCACCCUGCCCGCAGAUAUUUUCUCAGGCUGUAGCGGGUUAGAGAACGUGUUCCUCCAUGGCAACCCCUGGACAUGUGACUGCCGCAUGCAGUGGUUCCCCAAGUGGGUGCAGAGGAAUACAGGUGUACUGAAAUGCAAGUGGGACAGGAGAUAUCCAAGAGGCCACCUGUGUCCUGUUUGUGAAAAUCCAUCCCCCUAUCACGGCAGAUCCAUAUCCCUUCUCCCUAGUGAUGCCUUCAUUUGCUCCAAACCCUGGAUCCAUCCCCAUCUUAAGCAAAGAAAUAUCAGCCUGGAUGAGGGUGACUUCACACCAGUUUCCCCCAGAGACUUUAUUGCCCCAUUAGGCUCCAUACAAAUGAAUCUGACUGACCAUUUUCACAAUGACGGCAGCUUAACCUGUACUGUCCAGAGGCCCUCGGCGUUUGAGAAUCUGACUCUAACCAUGGAGGAGGAGGAGGGGAACAAUGUCACGAUACUGUCAUCUGCAGUAACUACUUAUUUGGUGUGUAACAUGGACUACGAGCACAUCCAACAGCUCUGGCGGAUCCUUGCCACUUACAGUGACUUUCCAAUGCAGCUAAAGAGAGGCUUAAUGCUGUCCAGAAGCCCAGAGAUGGCGUACAGGUACAGUCAGAUGAAACCCACAGAGGAAGAGGAUGGAAUUCACACCAACAUUGAAGCUGAGAUUAAAGCGUCUCCUGCAUGGUUGAUGCAAGGAGAGGUCAACUUCCAGCUGGACCGCACCACUACCACAUUCUCUACUCUACACAUUAAGUACCAGUCGGUGGUCAACCUCCGUGUGGAAAAUACAGCAACUAAAAGGGACCGUUAUUCUUGGACCAUGAUCAAGCGAGACAACAAAACCAAGACUGAGCACACUGUACUCACAGGUGGUGUGACACAGUUGAAUUGUGAAGUUGUGGGUGAGCCAAAACCUUUGAUGGAGUGGAUUUUACCAGAUGGAAGUAAAAUAAGAGCUCCGUACACCAGUGAUGACAGGAGGAUCGUCAUCACAGCUGAAGGGAAGCUCACUCUACGGGGUGCAGAUACCUCAGACGCAGGCAUCUACCGCUGCAUUGUAACUAACUAUCUGGAUGCAGAUAUUCUGGUAUUUCGAGUCACAGUUCUGUCUCCUGAUGUGGAAGAAACUGAGGUCAACGGUGUCCAACUAUCAAAGCCACUGGGUGAAAAACUAGUCCUUGAUUGUGGUUCAUCAGGUAGUCCAAAGGCUUCCGUUCAUUGGGUCCUACCUGACCACUCAGUGCUGGACACAUCUCAGGUCAACAAGAAAGUAUAUGAGAAUGGAACCCUAGUGGUUCAGGGUCUGACAGAGAGGGACAGAGGAUUUUAUCGGUGUUUGGUGGCGAAUUACCUGGGAGUUGACCUUCUAGUGUCGCAGGUGACAGUGACUGGAGAAAGGUCUCAGUUAGUAACAGUUCUAGGCAGUGAGGGAUCAGGUAUGGUUGACAUGGACCCCACUUUGACUGAGAACACAGUCACUCUCAGUGAGUUCCCCUCUUCCAGUCCAGCUGACAGAACAAGUCAGGAAUCCAAGACCAUCACUUCAGACCGACCUUACCCCAGACGCUGGCCACAGGGCAGAGGUAGACUGGGCCAAAGAAGGAGGGGUCCAAUCAGCACCAGACGCAUCUGGAGCAGCAGGGUCUUUGAUAAAGCAACUAGGAAAGUGGAUCCACAGAAAUUUGCUGAAUUUAUGGAAAAAGCUCAAAGUGGGUCAAAAACAAAGACUGACACAGAGAAGGAAAAGACAAAGUAUGAGGAAUCAAACACUGGUCUCUCUGGUGAUGGUGAAAUAGGAUCUGGUGAGAGCCUUGAAGAAGAUCAUCUUAUCAUACCAAGGAUACUCAAACCAAUAACAGACAACCCUCAAAAAAGUGACAACAGGCAUACUGAAUCCAAUUUAGAGAGACAGAAGAUAGUUGACUUGGAAAUGACAGUCAGAAAUAAUAUUGACCUCAGUCCAGCAAAAGAAAAGUCAAAUAAAAUAACAACAGAGUCAUAUAUGCAGCCAGAUCCAACACAGGUCAAGUACACAUUCACACACAGUCCAGAAGAUAUUAGAGAAAGUCAAAGUGAUGCAGUAACACCAUAUGACACAGGUUUACACAACACAGGCUUUUCUAGUUUUGAUGAGUCCACUGAGGUUUACACUUUGGAAAGAACUACAUAUUCUGCCGAAAAAGCACACCCAGUUACUCUCCAACUUACAGUGACAGACAAUUUACAAGAAACUCAGCUCCAAUUCUCAGGAGAGCAACCUGGAGAACCAGAGACGUCCACUGGCGCAGCUCUUGUAUUUACCACGGAUCCUCAUGUUACGCCAAUGAACGAUGGAACCGGCCCAGUGGAGUUAACAGUUCACACAUCCACAGACCCAGAGACCCAGACAACAUUCACAGCGGUCACCACAACAGAGAGGCAACAAGAUGAGAUCACCUUCCACACGACCCAAACAAUCAAAUCCCCACGUCUAUCGGCAGGAUCCACUAUAAUAUCGAGACAGCAAAUCCACAUAUUUCCAAACCAGAAUGGCAAAGGUGGGCGAAGAAGGACCUUCCAUGGACGCAGGAGAAUAAUCAAACCCAACAGGAUCACUGACAUACAGUCCUUCAUCAGUAAACUUAGACAGCCUUCAGUGAAGAAGGAGGGGAAUGCUACAGUGCCAUACAGAGUUGAAUUGACCACAGACUGUGCUAAAGAUGGCAUGAAGACAGUCUCCAGUGAUCUGCAGUUGAUCACACCAACAGCUUCUUCAAGGUCAACUUUACAGAGAACACAGCGGCCCACACUGGCACAAGAAACUGCAGCUUCUACCACUACCCGUUAUAUUACUAAAAAAGCACCUUCCACUCAUACAGAGUCCAAAAAAGUAGUUUCCAGAGAUGACGUAACUUCUGCUGACGACCCUGUGUUUGACCCUACAGUUGAUCCUUUUUUGACCACAAAUGAGGAAUCACUGGUCACCACAACAACCACUACUACAACUAAAGCCUCCAAGGUAAUUCGUGGAAGAAUUCCAUGGAACAGACUGUUUGGAGGCAGGCCAAGGGAAAAGAUAUUCGGGAGACUAAGAAAGCCUUAUAUCAACCCCAAAACCUCAACUACAGCUGAAGCAACAACUGUGACUUUAACUACAACCCCUGUUGCCAUGCCAACCACCACACCAAAUCCACUGACUGUACCAGAGACUCUGCCUCCCUCCAUUGUCAGAGAUACCAAGGAGAGCUCAGGAGAUGAUGACUAUGGAGAUUUGUUUUCCGCAAAUUUUGAGCUCACAACAAAGGAAUCAAGUUUUCAUUAUCAAAUAUCUACCACCCCUUCGUACUAUUCCAGUUACUCGACCACCGCUGAAACACCAACAGAAGCACAUACUUUGCCAUCACCUCCUACUGUCAAACCAACAACAAGGGAAAACCCAGAUGAUGUAAUAUCAGGGUCAGGAGGACUACCCAACAACUGGACUGUAACCAGAAAAAGACCUGAUGGGUCCAGAGUUUGGCCAGGACGAAGACGGAGGCCCUUUAGGGGACGAACACCCAAUAAGAAACCUACAAUCUCUAAGUUAAACCCUACUACCACGAUGGAACCAACUACAGAAAUCACCAUGAAAACAACAAUGGAGACAACGAUUCAACCUCAAUGGACUGUUUCUGUCUCCAAGCCUCUGUAUACACCAUCCAGGUCAGGAAACAAAGCCACAGUGACUGUUUCAUCAGAACAAGAAACAUAUAAUGAAGGUGACUGGAACAGGUUUUCGUCAGGUAGUGAACCAGCUUUUACUACCACCAAGACACCACUGAUCACCUCAACCAGGUUUCAACCCACCACCACACUCAUGCCAACUACCACAAAAGCUCCUACUAAAAUCUACAGCAACAUCACUCCACCAACACAGAGAAACAAUGGAUAUGCCACCCAUAGGCCACCAAUAAAGAGAAUAAGACCUACAAUGAGAAGCAAUAGUGCUAGAGACAAUGCAGAUAAAGCCUUUACCUCUGACACAAUGUCCAUCCUGACUGCUGAGCAAGGAUACGCCAACACACCUGUACAGUACCACAACAAGGACAUUCAUAAGGCCAUUUCUAGUGUCUAUCAGCAGGUCACAUCUGGCUAUGAGGCUACAAGUGCCAGUGUAACAGGUUUUGAGCCCACUUCAAAAGUGGUGACAAACAAACCCAAGAUAAUUGGGGGCAACGCUGCCAGCUUUACAGUGUUGUCCAACUCAGAUGCCUUCCUGCCAUGUGAAGCUGAUGGAAACCCUGAACCCACUAUCAGCUGGAAACGCUUCUCUUCAAGCACAGGAAACACAUUUACCAUUAAGGGCAAAAUGGGUAAAUUUGAGGUGAUGAGCAACGGCACAUUGCUUAUCCAGAAUGCCAACAUUAAGGAUCGUGGCCAGUAUCUCUGUCUAGCUGAAAAUGAUCAAGGAUCAGACAAACUUCUAGUCACCCUCUCUGUGGUGGCCUAUCCUUCACGCAUCCUUGAGCCUAAAAUGCGUGAUUUAAAGUCUCAUGCAGGAAAUACAGUGGAGAUGAAAUGUAAAGCCGACGGCCGACCCACUCCCAUGAUAUCUUGGAUUCUGGCCAACCGGACCCAAGUCAGAGGCCAAAACACAGAGGGAAGGGUAUCAGUGACUUCUGAUGGGACUCUGGUCAUCAAGCAGGUGUCUGUUUACGAUAGAGGCCUUUACAAGUGCAUUGCCAGUAAUCCAGCUGGUGCAGAUACUGCCACAGUUAGACUCCAGGUGGUGGCAGCUCCACCAGGAAUUGUGGAGGCAAAACGGCAGCUGCUGAAAGUUUCUGUAAGCCAAAGUCUGUGGCUGCCCUGCACUGGCCACGGAAACCCACAGCCCAUUAUUCACUGGGUUCUCUAUGAUGGUGCAGUCAUCAGAUCCAACAGACCCACUAGAGAUGCAAGAAUAUCAAUGUAUCAGAAUGGGACACUGCUCAUUAGGGAUGUGACUCCAUCAGACAGUGGGAAAUAUGAAUGUAUUGCUACCAGCUCUACUGGCUCAGAGCGAAGGGUGGUGACUCUGACAGUGGAGAGGCAUGAGUCAGUGCCUCAAAUACUGGAGGGAUCCCAGCAGCUGACAGAGUUGUUCUUUGGGAAUCAACUGAGACUGGACUGUACAGCCAGAGGUGACCCAAAACCUAGAAUCAUUUGGAGGCUGCCUUCAAAAGCUGUGGUGGAUCAGUGGCACAGGAUGGGCAGCAGAAUCCAGGUGCUGGAAAAUGGUACACUAAUCAUCCACAGUGUGAGUGAUAAAGAUGCCGGAGACUAUCUCUGUGUGGCACGAAACAAGAUUGGCGAUGACCUCCAACUGUUGAGAGUCAGUGUCACAAUGAAGCCAGCUAAGAUAGAGCCUAAGGUUUAUGUUAAGAAACAGGUGGCCUAUGGUAAAGACUUGAAGGUGGACUGUAAAGCCUCUGGUGCACCAAAGCCAGAGAUCUCCUGGGGUCUCCCAGAUGGUACGAUGGUCAACAGUGAUCUGCAGUCUGAUGGCAGCAGUGGAGGAGGACGAGCACGGCGAUACACUCUGUUUGACAAUGGAACACUUUACCUAAACCAGGUCGGCAUGUCAGAGGAAGGGGAUUACACCUGCUAUGCUGAGAACCAGGUGGGCAAGGAUGAAAUGCAUGUACAUAUCACUGUGGUGACCGCUGCUCCCAGGAUACGCCCACCAAUGCAGACCUAUGCCAAAGUGAAGCCUGGAGGAAACAUUCGCUUUGACUGUGAAGCAGCAGGAGAACCCAAACCCAAGAUCCUCUGGAUGCUUCCCACCAACGACGUGAUUGCAGCUUCUAAUGAACGCUAUUUAAUGCAUGUCAAUGGUUCUCUCGAUAUCAGGGAUGUGAAGCUGAUCGAUGCAGGGCAAUAUGUUUGCAUGGCUCGCAACCCUGCUGGAGAAAACAGAAAGGUUUAUCAGGUUGACAUAGAUGGAAAUCCACCAGUAAUCAAUGGUUACCACCAGAACAGAACUGUAAUCAGAGAUGUGGCUUCUAAAUACUCCAGAAAAUUUAUAGACUGCAAGGCUGAGGGUGAUCCCACUCCCACAGUUACUUGGAUUAUGCCUGAUAACAUCUUUCUGUCAGCGCCAUACUAUGGUAGUAGGAUUAAUGUUCACCACAAUGGGACACUAGAGAUCCGUAAUGUCCGACCUACUGAUACAGCAGAGUUCAUCUGCAUGGCGAGGAAUGAUGGCGGCGAGGCAGUGAUGGUGGUUCAGCUUGAGGUGACAAGUAUGGUUCGGAGGCCAAUCUUCAAGAACCCCUUUAAUGAGCGUGUUGUGUCUCGGGUUGGGAAAACCGUUGUUUUGAAUUGCUCUGCUGACGGGCAUCCAGCACCUGAGAUCAUCUGGACCCUGCCUAAUGGAACACGGUUUAAUGGUGGACCUGACCGUGGUUCACAACACCAUCUGAGCAAGGAUGGAACAUUAGUCAUCUACAAUCCUCGCAAAGAGGAUGCUGGGAAAUACCGAUGUGGUGCCAAGAAUUACAUGGGUUACAUAGAAAAGCUGAUUGUGUUGGAGGUUGGACAGAAGCCGUACAUCCUGACAAGGCCUAGGGGCAUCAUUCGUAGUGUGUCUGGGGAGCCUCUCUUCCUCCACUGUCUAUCUGAUGGGAACCCCAGACCAGUGAUCUACUGGACCAUUCCUGGGGGCCACACUCUUACUCGGCCUCAAGUCUUCCAACGCUAUCAGUUACUAGAGAAUGGUACUCUGAUUGUCCGGGACACCACUAUUCAUGACAGAGGAAACUAUAUUUGUCGAGCACGGAAUGAUGCUGGCGAGGCUGUGCUGACUGUUGCAGUUAUGAUCAUUGCCUACCCUCCACGAAUCACAACAGGACCACCUCCUGCUGUCAGGGCCAUAGCUGGCACACCGAUCCAAUUGAACUGUGCUGCCACUGGCAUCCCUAAGCCAGAGAUCACAUGGGAGCUGCCUGAUCAUUCAGUUCUGUCAGCAGCAGAAAAGGGCCGGCCUCUAGGCAGUGAACUGCUCCAUCCUCAGGGCACACUUAUCAUCCAGAGGCCCACAGUCUCAGACUCUGGCACAUAUAAAUGUCUGGCCAAAAACCACCUGGGAACAGACUCAAAAGUCACAUAUGUGCGUGUGCUCUGAGACAGAGCCAUGACUGUAAGAGGACAAUGGUAAAUCAGAAUACAUUCUGUUGGUAAAUACACAUUAAGUUGUGUAUUUUCUCUCACAUGUUGAUCCCUCAGGAGGGUCUCUGCUUGUGGAAUUUUAUUUAAAAAGUGACAGAGAUCAAUUGAAAAAUAAACAGAGCACAAGAAGAGAAAGGUAACAGACAUUUUUAAGGGGGAAAUGUGCUUUUUUUCUUUUUUCCAGAGAAAAAACCCAGCCUGGGGCUAGAAGGUUGUUAUUGUAACUUUGGAAUCAGGGGUCUGGAAAUUCAUAGGUGGUUCUCAUUUGGGGAGGGGCACUCCAGGGAGCAAAGAGCUACUGCUUAUGUUUGAGCUUAAAGUGAAUUCACUGACCAGGCACUACUGGCUGCAAGUAGAGACCAUCAGAGCCUAUACAGAGAGGAACAUAAAAUUGUGUAACAGAUUGAAGGAAAUAAAAUGCUCCCGGUGGGGUUUCAAUUCCCUUUAGACAAUGGCCAAAAGUUGAUGCUGUCUUUACGCUUUGCUCUGUUCUUCAUCAAUACAUAAAAUGUCUUCAGAGGGAAAGAAAAAUAAGUUUAUUCAAACAUGGAAAAAUAAAUGUACACUGGAUACAUAUCUGCAUAGACGAUGCUUUUAUAAAACAAUGAAUGUUUUUGUUUGUUACAUUUCUUGUUAUACUAUCACUAUCAAUCCAUUGUGUUGUACACAAGAAUUUAUAGUAAUGUUAUACAUUAUGCUAAUCUGUAAUAAUACAGUUUAUGUUUAUCUUUUUGUAGCAUCUACUUUAUUGAAGUAUGUGAGAAAAUGUACACAGGAUUCAUGUCUUUGCAGUUUUACUUUUUGUUUUAAAUGCAACCCAAUGUUUUAAAUGAAACAGCAUCUGUCA
Molecule: messenger RNA, 8824 nt
Organism: Sphaeramia orbicularis (orbiculate cardinalfish)
Lineage: Eukaryota; Metazoa; Chordata; Actinopteri; Kurtiformes; Apogonidae
Gene: igsf10
Product: immunoglobulin superfamily, member 10
Exons: 10
Coding region: 188-7933 (2581 amino acids)
Cellular component (GO): extracellular region
Molecular function (GO): protein binding
Source: RefSeq, a predicted model, not a curated record